CACACCUCUGACAGCUGCAGAACAUGGACUCGACGAAUAAACAGAGCUCAAUUAGUGAACUUCAGGAGCAAAUUCGCUCUCUGACUGAAGAAAAUGUAAGGUGCAGCUGCGGGAACGAAAUGAAGUGCUGUUUCGUAAGCUUGACUCUGCCCAAAACAAACUGGGCCAGCAGGCUGCGUCAAAAAGCGACCUGUCAGUCAAACUGGUCCAGUGUGAAGAAGACAAACUGAAGAUCUCAAAAGACCUUGUUGAUGUGCAGAUUGAGGCUAAUAAAAUGAGAGAGCGGUAUGAAGCGGAGAUCUUUGAACUGAAAAACAUGGUUUUAUCUCAGGAGGGCACCGCCUCGUCUCUUCAGACAGAGUGUGACCGGCUCAGACAGGAAGUGUCGGCAGGAUCGGCACGUUUAGCAGUCAUAGAGCGAAACGAGCAUGACCUGGCCGAAGAGUACGCUGUGCUAAAGAGCAACUUCCUCUCGCUGAAUGGCGCUUAUGAAAGAGAACGCACGCACUCCGAGGAGCUCAGCGCUGAGCUGCUCGCCCUCGCUCACACACACGACACGCUCCUGCAGGAAAGAGAGCGCACGCACAGACACACACUGGAGGUGGAGAGGGUUCGAGCGCUGCUCAGCAGGACGUCCCAGAACAGAGUCAGGCCAGAGGAGUUUGGACAUAGCAAGAGCCCAGUGGAAAGAAACGGAGUGCAGAAUAACCUGAGAGAAGAGUUAGAAAAACUGAGGAAAAGCUAUGAGGGGCACCAACGACAACUAGAGGAGAAAGUUGUGGCCAUGGGGAGAGAACAACAGGAGAAUAAGAGAGCCAUUCAAAACACCCAACACGAACUGUCCCAGCAGUCAGCAACGCUGAUUAUAUCUCAACAUCAGCUGAAAGAGGCCGAAGCUGAGGUCUCUAAACUACAAAAUCAUCUGAAGGAGCUCAACAGAGAGUACAGGGCACGACUUACACGCUAUAUUCAAGAUGUUACAGAGUGUGUAACUGCAGCUGGUGAUGGUGAUUUGGGACAGAAGCUGAAGGGGUUUGUUGAGUCCAUGCUGGAGGAGGUGAAAACAUCCUAUCGGUCCAGAGAGGAACAGCUCACCAAAGCCGUCAGAACGUACCGCAAACGCAUACAGGGUCUGAGCAACACAUAUCAACAACUGCUCAUUGCUUACAGACUGCAACGUGAGCAGAUCCUGGCACUCCCUGAACACGCUUUAGAGGCCGGACCCCCUGAGGCCCACUUCAGUCCCGCGGGGACCGAACUGAGAGGAGAGACCGAGAGAGAACUACACAGACUGAGAGAGGACAAAGCCCGCCUGGAGAGCCAACUGAAACUGGCUCGAGAACAGAUGGCUGUUUUAACAGAGUCUCCUCAGAGGGUUGGACUAACCCAAGACUCCUGGAAUGAUGUUCAAAAGCAGAUCAGAGAAAUAACCAACUCUACACAGGAAACUCAUGAGAGGGAGCACACUCAACUGAUCACCAGGGCGACAGUUGCCGAAGAGCAGGUGUCUGAGCUGAAGGAGUAUGUGGACAAUCACCUGGGCAGGUAUAAACUGGAGAUAACGCGGCUGCGCAGGCUGCUGGGAUCACAGGAGGGAAGAUCAAAUAGUGCAAGAGCCCAGAAGCCCCGCCCACUCCACAAAUCGCUCAAAAGCACCAGUUAUGAAAUAUAACACUCCAGUUAGUAAGCCCCGCCCACUUCAAAAGUCACUCUAAAAUAGCAGUUAUAAAAUAUUGUGCCGCUAUCUGUAAGCCCUGCCCACUUCACACGUCCCUCAAAAACAGUAUUUUUUAAAAUAUAGUGCAGGAUUUCAUAAGCCCCACCCUCUCUGUAAAUCAGUCAGCAACAACAUUUAUGAGAUCUAGUGCAGUACAUAAUCUCCGCCCACUCCGUAAAUCAAUCAACAUCAGUGGUUAUGAGAUAAACAACUGAAAUAUUGCUAGUGCCGUUAGACAUUUUUGCAGCCUGCAAAAAAAGACUGAGAUAUUAAUUUCAGCUUAUAAUAAGAAAUGAAUGGUGUGAUAAGCUUUCUCAAGCCUAAUUAAGAUCAUCAUAAACAGCAUUAGCCAAUCAUUAAGCAUGUUUACAUGCACAUAAAAUGAAAUGUUAUCAGGGAAAUGGCUGAAGUGUUUUGCAUGUAAACACCUUUAUUGUGUCUGUUUAUGUUUAGAUGGUUUUCUUGUGAUAUUGGCUCACUGAUUUGCAUGCAAAGCCUAAAAACAGGGUUAUAGAAUAAGCUUUUUUUUGAUCAUUAUCAGCGUUUCGUUGUACAUGUAAACACUCGUUAACACCGUCAUUUGCAUUUUAAAUGCAUUUUACUCACGUUUAAUGCUGAAUGUCACAUUUCAAGAAGUUUUGCAUUUAAUUCCUGAUUCAGAUUAAAUAGUUUUUUAUUAUUAUUAUUGAUCAUUUGAUUUAUUUUUGGAUUUAUAGUUAAAUCAUCAAAAUGAAACAACACAGCAAUAUGAUUUGUGCUUUGUGUGUUUUAAUCUUUUAGAAACACAUGCAUCUGUGUGUGUGUGUGUGUGUGUGUGUGUGUGUGUGAUUGAAUUUGCUCUUCCUUCCUGAGAAACUAUGUGUGGAAUGUUUGUAAAGCUUAUGUCAAUUUUACGGGCUGAGAGAAUGAAAGGCUGCUGACAAUUAAUUGUCUGACGGGUUAAGAUAAUUUCAUUACAGAGCAUGUAGUUCACACAUGCUGAUCCCUGAGAAACAUACAACA
Molecule: messenger RNA, 2719 nt
Organism: Labeo rohita (rohu)
Lineage: Eukaryota; Metazoa; Chordata; Actinopteri; Cypriniformes; Cyprinidae
Gene: ccdc78
Product: coiled-coil domain containing 78
Exons: 14
Coding region: 275-1672 (465 amino acids)
Cellular component (GO): cytoplasm
Source: RefSeq, a predicted model, not a curated record